CCACUCUUCAGGGGUUUUCCUCUGAACUUUCUUGCCUUUCAUUUUUUGGAGGGGCCUAGGUUCCUGAACAUCUUCCUCCGAACGCCAAAUGCAAUGAUUCUUAAUCCCAAUAAUGUCAAUUCAUGAGUUCAGUCCAACUUAAUUUAUCUUCCCCUUUUCUUUAUGUAGAAUGUCAUUACGUUCGACCUAAUUCGACCAUCCUCUGCACAACAAUCUGCGGGCCAAGAUACGGCGCGUCAUUACAUUCAUUCUCCCCUCCAAUACCGACUGUUUUCUCCAAGCUACCAUCAAGCUCUUGCGAUUGGAUGGUUGCAUAAUAGGCUCCUUGAAGAAAAGCCAAACUAGCCAACCGGCCGAUACCUUGAGAAAAAGACCAAAAGAGGCAAUUCCGACAAAGAAUAAACGCCAACGUUAACCAUGUCGAGCACCCAAGUCGGAGGGGACUCGAAGCUGUUCGCUCGAGGCAAAGUCGCCGAGCUUCGAGUUGAGCUGAACUCGGGCGGAAAGAAGGACAAGAACUACACACAGAAGAAGAUCGCCCUCAAGAAGAUUGUCGCGAACAUGACUAUGAGCAACAAUGAGAUGGUCUCCCUCUUCCCCGACAUAAUAGGCUGCAUGCAAAUCCAGAGCCUAGAAAUUAAGAAGAUGUGUUUCUUGUUCUUAGUCAACUAUUCGAGAAUGCGCCCCGAGAUUGCAGUGAAGGCGAUACCGUUCCUGCAGCAUGACAUGGAAGAUAGUAACCCGCUAGUCAGAGCCCUGGCUCUUCGAACCAUGUCAUAUGUACACGUCAAAGAAUUCGUCGAAGCUACAGUCCCUCUUGUUAAGCGCUUGCUCAGGGACUCCGAUCCCUACGUACGAAAAACAGCUGCUUUCUGUGUCGCGAAGUUAUACGAUCACGAUAAGUACAUGGUUGAACAGUCCGACCUGAUAGAUAGGCUCAAUCAGCUCCUGAGAGAUGACAACCCUACUGUCGUAGCGAGCGCAUUGGCUGGUUUGAUGGACAUCUGGGAGCGCAGUGACUCCAUCAAGCUUACUAUCGAUUACAGCAACGCUUCCAAGAUGGUAGCAAUAUUACCAGAUUGUUCUGAGUGGGGUCAGACUUACAUCCUCGAAGCUUUAAUGUCUUAUGUGCCUCAGGAGUCAGGGGAAGCGACCUUGCUGGCUGAGCGUAUAGCGCCGCGGUUAUCACACUCGAAUUCUGCCGUAGUACUAACCUGUAUCCGCGUAAUUUUGUAUUUGAUGAACUACAUCGCAGAAGAGAAACAGAUCUCGGCGUUGUGUCGUAAAUUAUCUCCUCCGCUGGUAACGUUAUUGGCAAAGGGUCCAGAGGUGCAAUAUCUUGCUCUACGAAAUGCGCUGCUCAUACUUCAGAGAAGGCCGGACGUUCUGCGCAACGAUAUUCGCGUUUUCUUCUGCAAAUACAACGAUCCAAUCUACGUUAAAGUCACGAAGCUCGAGCUGAUAUUUAUGCUUGCCAACGAGAAGAAUAUCGACGAAGUACUAACAGAAUUAAGAGAAUACGCUACGGAAGUCGACGUGCAUUUCGUUCGUAAGGCUGUGCGAGCCAUCGGAAAGCUGGCCAUUAAGAUUGAACCGGCUGCCAGGCGAUGCAUAAACCUCUUACUCGAACUCGUCGCAACGAAGGUCCCGUAUAUCGUCCAAGAAGCCACCGUGGUUAUUCGCAAUAUUUUCCGGAAAUACCCCAACCAGUAUGAGUCUAUUAUCGGCACUCUUUGCGAACACCUUGAUUCUCUCGAUGAGCCUGAGGCAAAAGCUGCUAUGGUCUGGGUUAUUGGACAAUACGCAGACCGCAUCGAGAAUAGCGAGGUCUUACUUGAAGAUUUCCUGUAUUCGUUCUCGGACGAACCCGUGGAAGUCCAACUAGCGCUACUCACGGCCACAGUGAAGCUCUUCAUUCAACGACCCACCAAGGGUCAGGACCUCGUGCCGAAAGUCCUAAAGUGGGCUACGGAAGAGACCGAUAACCCGGAUCUCCGAGACCGCGCUUACAUGUACUGGCGCCUUCUCAGUACCGACAUGAACGUCGCUAAACAGAUGGUCAUGGGUGAAAAGCCUCCCAUCACGGCCGAGUCCGAGAAGCUCGAUCCCCAGACCCUCGAGGAGAUGUGCCUCAACGUCGGCACCCUAGCGACGAUCUACCUCAAGCCCGUCCAAACCGUCUUCCGCAGCGCGCGACCCCGCCGUCUACCCGACUCCCCUGCUCUCCAAAAACACGCCCUCCCCUCCUCCGCCAACCUGCCCACUUUCGAGGCCCAGAAGAGCCUGAGCAUGUUCGGCAUGGGCGGACAGCCGGCGGUCCUGCGACCGGACAGCAACGACGGGGUAGCGCGCGCCCACGCCACGGACGCUAGCAGCAGCAACAGCGGCAACGCCGACAACAUGGCCAACGCGGUCAGCGACGCGGACGCGUACUUCGCCGGCAUCGGCAGCCAGCAGAUGGCCGCCAUGGGCAUCCACGAGGCCGGCGACUCGUCCUUCGGCGGCGGCGGUAACGAGGCCUCCUACGUUGUCAACCAGUACGCCCCGCAGCAGGUCUUCCAGCCCGCGCAGGGCGUCGGGAGUAAUGGUGACUUGCUGAUUUUGUAGGUAGGUAAUCCUACCUAGGUACUUAUCUCCACGGCCUUACCUACCUUCCAACCUAUCUCAUCUUAUCCAUAUUGGAUUCCGAGAAUAGGAACUAUGGACAGUAGGAGCGAGGGUGAGUAUAAGAAUAUCUACCUAAAGCAGCAGAAACAACAGAGAUAUGUAAAGUGCUCGGUUGUGAAGAACCGUAGACGAGGGGGAAAAAAAACGUUAGAACCUACCCUACAAUAGGGAGAGGAAUGUGCAAAUUGUCAAGUAUAUGUAAAUACUGCCAUUGUGAAGACUAGAGAAAGCAAGCAAGCAAGCAUAGGGUAUUAUUGAUUUUUGGGAGGAGCUUGUACAUCAUUCACGACAUAAUUCAUUUUAGAAACCUUUCGGAUGCUACUGCUUAUAGUCCUUCUGCGAUUCAUGUGCUUCAUUUGCUUCAUUCGCUUCAUUUGCUUCAUUUGCUUCAUUUGCUUCAUUUGCUUCAUUUGCUUCAUUUGCUUCAUUUGCUUCAUUUGCUUCAUUUGCUUCAUUUGCUUCAUGUGC
This is a messenger RNA of Daldinia caldariorum, 3135 nucleotides long. Its product is annotated as Adaptor protein complex beta subunit. The coding region runs from base 418 to 2607 and encodes 729 amino acids. Gene Ontology annotation, biological process: vesicle-mediated transport; intracellular protein transport. Lineage: Eukaryota; Fungi; Ascomycota; Sordariomycetes; Xylariales; Hypoxylaceae. The record is from RefSeq and is a predicted model, not a curated record. Gene Ontology annotation, cellular component: membrane coat. The transcript has 6 exons. Gene Ontology annotation, molecular function: clathrin binding.